Molecule: messenger RNA, 4611 nt
Organism: Cydia splendana
Lineage: Eukaryota; Metazoa; Arthropoda; Insecta; Lepidoptera; Tortricidae
Exons: 2
Coding region: 40-900 (286 amino acids)
Source: RefSeq, a predicted model, not a curated record
UAAACUUCGUGUCCGCGUGCGCGAUGCGCACACGCCAUAAUGGCGGCCGAAGAUAUCAAAAAAUUAAUUGCAGCCAGAGGCCAAUGUAAGGCUUCUAUGACGAGAAUGGAGAGGUUUCUCCAACAAGAGCCUCAAUUAUUUACUGUGGAGAGCUUGAAGACUAGAAAAGCGUCAAUGAACACCGUCUUCCAAAAGUAUCAAGACGUAUGCGUGCAAUUAUCAGUAUUAGAGCCAGAAAAUCACAAAGACGACUUGGACGACGACACAGAAGAUCGAUUUUACAGCAUUAUGACCGCUUUAGAGUGCGCGUUAAAUGUAAUAGAAAAAACAGCCCAACAAAAUACACAGACAGCAGAGGGCACUGGAAAAGCAGCGCGCUUGCCUUCGCUUGAUAUACCUGUCUUCGACGGGCGGGACGUCGCGCUCUACAAAUCAUUUAUCGAGAUGUUUGAGGCUGUAGUACAUCGCGACGCGCGAAUACCUGUCGUCCAGAAGCUGUGCUUUCUGAAAAAGUACUUAAAGGGCGAGCCGCUGCAGCUUAUCGACAAUUUACCCAUAAUUGGAGCAUCAUAUGACUCUGCACUAGAACUACUCAAGAAACGGUAUGACAACCCAGCAUUAAUCAUCAGCAGCCACGUCAAUACACUCCUGGACAUACCAGCGUUGCACCGAGGCACUGCUCUACAGCUGCGAGACAUGGUGGCCAAAGUCCGGCAACAUCUCACCGCGCUACAAAACCUUGAGCAGCCAGUCACAUCAUGGGACGCCAUCCUAGCCUGCAUCUUGUUAAGAAAGUUAGAUUCCUUCACCGUGAGAUUGUAUCACUCCGAGAGGGACAACAGCGAGCAACACACUGCGAAGUUUCCCUCCUUCUGGCUGCAGAUAUCUUCUGCAGAGUAAUACAAGACGGAAAGGUUGAGGCAGGCCCUGAGGAUCCAGUGCUGCUGAACACGCGCCUUGGAUACAUCGUCUCGGGCAGAGUAAGUGUGAGUCCAUCAUACAAUUUUAAUACAGUUGCUAUGCAUACAAUGGUUAAUCCUGAUCUUGACUCUUGUGUAAGGCAAUUUUGGGAGGCCGAAAAGGUCCCUGAAGCAUAUCCAGAAAGCAUGCCAGAGCAGGAAUAUUGUGAGAAGAUUUUUUGGAGACAACCUCAUUGAACAGGGAUCGCUAUGAGGUUACUCUCCCAUUAAAAGUUAAUUUUAGCGAAAUAGAUCCUUCUAACUCCUUUGUAAUUGCUUUGCAAAGAUUAAAUAAUCUUCAAAAAAGGUUUGCAAAGGAACCUGAGUUUCAUAACUUAUACAAACAAUUCAUACAAGAAUACCUUGAUCUAGGUCACGCCAAAGUAAUUGAUCUAAAGGACUGUGACCCUACAGAGCAACCGGUAUUUUACCUGUCACAUCAUGGAAUUCUCCGGCCUGACAAAAUUACAAAUAAACUCCGGGCUGUAUUUGAUGGUAGUUUCAAAACUAAGGCAGGCCACAGUCUCAAUGACUAUUUAUGCAAUGGCCCUGUAGUCCAAAACUCAUUAUUUGAUAUCAUGAUGCUUUUUCGCACAUACAAGUACACGGUGCAGUGUGACAUACGUCACAUGUACCGCAUGAUAUCUAUGCACCCUGAGCAUAGACGCCUACAAAACAUUUUGUGGCGGGCAGAUGACACUUUACAGUGUUUACAAUUACAAACAAUAACUUAUGGAUUAAAAAGCAGUGCCUACCUUGCCACAAAGUGUCUUGUAGAGCUAGCAAAAAAAUACAAGGCUCAAUAUCCAUUGGCCAGUGAAGCUAUCAUCAAAAACAGCUAUGUAGAUGAUGUGCAAGGCGGCUCAGAUACACUUCAGGGAGCUUUACAACUAAAAAGUGAACUUAUUUCUCUAAUGAGCAAAGGUAGCUUUCAAUUACAUAAAUGGAUUUCCAAUGAGUCAGAAAUAUUGCAAGAUAUCCCUCAAGAAAAAAUUGGCCUUGCCAAGCAGGAUAUUGAUCAGGAUAAAUCAAUUGUUAAGAUCUUAGGACUAUCUUAUGAUGCCCGAGAAGAUGCAUACAAAAUGAGUGGCCGUGUACUCACCUCUCCUGAGGUGCCCACUAAAAGAAAUGUACUGAGUUCUAUCAGCAGACUCUAUGAUCCAAUGGGUUUUGUCGGACCUUUAACCGUCAAGGCAAAACUUAUCUUACAACAAAUAUGGCAAUACGAUUUAGAAUGGGACUCUCCCCUGCCACCUGAACUAGUAAAAAUAUGGCAGACAUUCUAUAAUAAUUUGGUUAACAUGCCUGUCGUGACCAUACCGCGGUACAUAAAUGUGUCUGAAGCCACUAGCAUACAGCUUAUAGGAUACUGUGAUGCAUCAGUUGUAGCUUACGGCUGUUGUAUUUAUGUUAAGGCCAUAGUAAAUGGUAAGCCUUAUAUACAUUUACUUUGCUCUAAGUCGAGAAUAUCCCCGCUUGCAUCUAAACUGACAAUUCCCAAGCUUGAGUUGAAUGGGGCCCUUAUACUGGCAAAAUUGGUAAAUCAUGUCGCCUCUUUACUAAAGAUAUCAGAUGUUCAUUUGUUCACUGACUCAAAAAUAGUAUUGGCCUGGCUCGAAUCCUCUUCACUCAAGGUACCAGCCUAUAUAGGCAACCGUGUAAAAGAAAUAAAUAAACUGACAGAUACAAUGUCAUGGAAAUAUACUCCUGGCCUUCUUAACCCUAGCGACAUCUUGUCUAGAGGCGCAGAUCCUCAAGAAAUAAUUGAUUGCAAGCUGUGGCAUCAUGGCCCAGACUACUUGACAGAAGGCAAUGAGUACAAUUUUCACUUGUCAGAAAUAAUUCCACCUCUGUGCAGUGUAGAAUAUUAUGAUAGCUCAGAUGAGCACAUCGCAUUAAGCGCCACUGUAAAUGACAAUGUGAUUGAUUCGUUUUUUGAACGAUUUUCAAGCCUUUUCAGAAUGAUUAGAGUGACUGUCCAUAUAUUAAGAUUUAUAAAUAAAUGUAAAGGAAAGUCAGUGUCAUCGGAUCUAAUUUCUGUAAAAGAGUCUAGAGACGCUUUGACUUUAAUAAUAAAAGGUGUGCAAAUGUACUACUUUCAUAAUGAGUUUGUGUGUAUUGAGAAGGACAAAGCUAUAACCUCCAAUUUAAAAUCACUUAACCCUUUCAUUGACUCGGCAGGGCUUCUUCGUGUGGGUGGAAGGUUGGACAAUGCCACACACUUAGAUUUCUCAAAAAAACAUAAUAUCAUAUUGCCCAAGCACUGCCAUGUCACUAAAUUGAUUAUUAUUCAAGAACAUUUAAUGCUCAUGCAUGCAGGGUUAAAGCUUGUCCUAGGUGGCCUAUGUCAAAAAUAUUGUAUAAUAAAUUCUGUGAGAGAAGUAAAAUCUGUAAUCAAUAAAUGCAUAACAUGUUGUAAAUUAAAGGCCACCGCUAGUCAGCAGUUGAUGGGAUCACUUCCCAAGGAGCGAGUCACUCCAGCUCGAAUAUUUGAAAAUACAGGCCUUGAUUAUUGUGGACCUUUUGAAAUUAAGCAAUCAGCUCUUAGAAGCAGUGUUAUAGGUAAAGGGUAUGUAGCCGUAUUUGUUUGCUUUGCUUCCAAGGCUGUGCACCUAGAAGUGGUCACCGACAUGACCACUGACACUUUCAUAGCUGCACUAAAGCGUUUUAUUGGUAGAAGAGGUUAUCCACAAAAUAUAUUUUGUGAUAAUGGCUCAACAUUUCACGGUGCAAAUAACAAAUUAAAAGAGCUCCAUGAUUUACAUAAAAAAGAUUAUUUUCAGAAGGCUGUCAAUGAUUAUGUACUACAGAAAGGCAUACAGUUCCAUUUCAUUCCUAAAUAUAGCCCAAAUCAUGGAGGUCUCUGGGAGGCUGCUGUCAAAUCAGCAAAAUAUCAUUUCAAAAGGAUUGCUUCAAAUCGCAUAUUUACAUAUGAACAAUUUAGUACAAUAAUCAUAGAAAUUGAAGCAAUACUGAACUCUAGGCCGUUGACCCCGCUGUCUCAUGACAUCUCUGAUUUUUCAUAUUUAACCCCGGGGCACUUUUUGAUUGGUGCUGAGCUAACUUCUGCUCCACAACCUGAUUUGGCAGCAGUCCCCAGCAAUCGGCUCCGGUUUUGGAGGUGCUGCGAGCAAGUACGGCAGCAUUUUUGGAGUGUUUGGUCAAAGGAGUACCUAUCAUUGUUAAACCAAAGAACUAAAUGGCAAAAAACAGAACCUAACUUAAAGGUUGGCAUGGUGGUGCUACUACAGGUUCCAAACACUCCUCCUUUAACUUGGCCCGUAGGUAGGAUUAGCAAAGUUUUUUAUGGCAAUGAUGGCCAUGUAAGAGUUGUGGAGGUGCAAACCUCAGAUAAAAAAUUGCAUUCCCGUGCUGUGUCAAAGAUAGUUGUAUUGCCAGUAGAGACAUAAAAAAUAUUGUGAUAUUAUAUUAAGUAAAUGUAAGUUGUUAAUUUUUAAUUUUAGUUCUUGUUGCACAAGUAGUGCAUUUAAAAAUAGUUUUAUUUUUAGUUCAUGUCAAAAGGAAAUUUGUAUUAUUUUUCUCAAACAGGCAUUUGCGCCCCUCCCCCCCAGUUUAUGUGUGAAACACGCAUAAUUAUCAUGUAGCGCAGUGCAAAACUGGCCUUAUUUUAUUUCGCCAUCUGCGCAUGGCA